This is a messenger RNA of Adineta steineri, 204 nucleotides long. The record is from the annotation of a GenBank genome assembly. NCBI's taxonomy places the organism in Eukaryota, Metazoa, Rotifera, Eurotatoria, Adinetida, Adinetidae.
AUGACAAAGGUUAAAGCUAAUCUUUCUCGAGCAGCUCUUGCUAUUAUGCCAACAUGUGUAGAUUUCAAUAUUCCAUCCCGUUAUCGAAAAACAACUAAUGGACAGCAAUAUUUACUUGCUGAUCAAAUUGAGCCCGUUGGUGUAAAACUUCAAAAAAUAAUUAAUUAUCUUUUCCACCGACCAUCAACUUCAUUCUGUCUUUAA